ACCUCGCGUAAGCGCGCGCUGGGCAAAGCGUUUGGCGGGUUUUUCCUGGCUGUGCUUUUCUCUGAGAAGCUAAGGGGUAGCUUUCGCAAGCAAGUUUUCUAUCUGGAUCGAUACUUCUCUAGGGUAUUUGAAGUAUUUCUUUGUGACCUGGUGGCUGGGGUCGUCUGAGGGCUUAGGCCAGGUAGUCCCGUGACGCGUCCCUGUCACCUUCCCGCAAAGCGAAAGGAUAAGUAAGCUUCUGCAGGGCAGACUUGACCUGAGGUCGGAGCCCGGCGGCAGGCGCCCGGCCGCUCCCGGGUCACCAUGGCCGUGUCCACCCAGCAGCUGGCGGAGGAGCUACAGAUCUUCGGCCUGGACUGCGAGGAUUCCCUGAUGGAGAAACUGGCAGAGCUCUGUGUUCUGUACCGACAGACUGAGGAGGGAAUGGUCAGCGAGCUUAUUGCCUUCUGCACCAGCACAGGGAAGUCCUGCCUCACUGCACAGAUCCUGAACUCUUUUGAACACGAGGUUCUGAACAAAAAACUUUCCAAAGCCUGGCACAGUGCUUCCAAAGACAGCGGGCACGCAGGAGCCAGAGACAUCGUCUCCAUACAGGAGCUAAUUGAAGCAAAGGAGGAAGAGGAGACCCUUCUGAGUGCUUACACCACACCCUCUAAGGGUCCUCACAAGCGAGUUAGCAGCACCCCAGAAACCCCCCUAACCAAAAGGAGUAUCUCCACUCGCAGCCCACAUCAGCUUCUCUCACCAUCAAGUUUCUCCCCGAGUGUUACUCCCUCCCAGAAAUACAACUCCAGAACCAACCGGGGAGAAGUGGUCACCACCUUUGGCUCAGCUCAGGGCGUGUCUUGGUCCGGGAGAGGAGGCUCUGGAAGCAUCAGUCUGAAGGUCAUGGGGUGUCCAGAGCCACUCACUGGAAGCUACAAAACUAUGUUCCAGCAGCUCCCAGAUAUUCGAGAAGUUCUGACGUGUAAGAUAGAAGAGCUUGGCAGCGAGCUGAAGGAGCAUCACAAGAUCGAGGCCUUCACUCCUCUCCACGUCCCAGCACAAGAGCCUGUCACCCUGCUGGGUCAGAUUGGCUGUGAUAGCAACGGGAAGCUAAACUGCAAGUCAGUGAUUCUCGAGGGAGACCGAGAGCACUCCUCCGGCACUCACAUUCCGGUGGACCUAUCCGAACUCAGAGAGUAUUCUCUCUUUCCUGGACAGGUUGUAAUUAUGGAAGGAUUCAACACCACUGGUAGGAGACUUACUGCCACCAAACUCUAUGAGGGCGUGCCGCUUCCGUUCUAUCAGCCUACUGAAGAGGAGGGAGAUUUUGAGCAGACUAUGGUGUUAGUUGCCUGUGGACCUUAUACCACCUCUGACAGCAUCACAUACGAGCCCCUGCUUGAUCUGAUCGCUGUCAUCAACUGUGAUCGGCCAGAUGUCUGCAUCCUGUUGGGACCUUUUCUGGACGCUAAACACGAACAGGUGGAGACCUGUAAGUUGACAAGCCCAUUCGAAGAUGUGUUCAAGCAAUGCCUGAGAACAGUUAUCGAAGGAACGAGAAGCUCCGGCUCCCACCUUGUCUUCGUCCCAUCUCUGAGGGAUGUGCAUCACGAGCCUGUAUACCCACAGCCACCUUUCACCUUCUCCGAACUGCCUCGAGAGGACAAAAAGCGAGUGCAGUUUGUGUCGGACCCCUGCACCCUCUCCAUAAAUGGAGUGAUGUUUGGUUUGACCUCCACGGACCUGCUGUUCCACAUUGGGGCUGAGGAGAUCUGUAGCUCUUCCGGAACUUCAGACAGAUUCAGCCGAAUCCUCAAGCACAUCCUGACGCAGAGAAGCUACUACCCACUUUACCCGCCCCACGAGGACAUGGCCAUAGACUAUGAGAACUUCUAUAACUACGCCCAGCUACCAGUCACCCCUGAUGUCUUCAUAGUGCCGUCAGAGCUGAGGUACUUUGUGAAGGACAUCUUUGGCUGUGUCUGUAUGAAUCCUGGGCGGCUCACCAAAGGACAAGUGGGUGGCACCUUUGGCCGCCUCUACCUCAGGAGGCAGCCCAAAGACAUGGAUGGUGAGGGCAGGCCAGGCCUGAGUGUGGCUGCACAGGUGGUCAGAAUCUGAGUCUUCAGCCUGAGUUGUCUGGCCUCAUAGACACCAAGAGCCCAAGUAUGACCCUCUGAUGACCAAACUGUCAGGGUACCUGAUAGGGAUCUGGCCAUGGGGACAGGACUGCAGGGCUGCACCAUCCAGUCAUGGUCCCUGCUGCCCCUCAGCCCCACGCAGCAUAGCCUUGGUCUGAAUCAUGCCUCUCGCCUCUCCUUGCUUCACAAGGUAGAUGUACAGAAGUGAACCAUCUAUAGAGACAGCCCUUCCAGAAAGGCUUUCUUUUUCCAGGAAAACUUUGUGAUUUUCUGUAUAAAUCAAGCACAGCGUGUGGAGAAAUAAAAAUUUUUUAGCAUAACUGA
Messenger RNA from Grammomys surdaster, 2450 nucleotides. It is a transcript of the gene Pola2, whose product is annotated as DNA polymerase alpha 2, accessory subunit. The record is from RefSeq and is a predicted model, not a curated record. Gene Ontology annotation, biological process: DNA replication; DNA replication initiation. Gene Ontology annotation, cellular component: alpha DNA polymerase:primase complex. Gene Ontology annotation, molecular function: DNA binding. The transcript has 18 exons. Lineage: Eukaryota; Metazoa; Chordata; Mammalia; Rodentia; Muridae. The coding region runs from base 304 to 2106 and encodes 600 amino acids.